AUGACCAGGCCCGACGGCACCUAUCCGCUCGAGCCCUCCGCGGUCGUCGACCACGUCCACAGCGCCGAGGCGACGCAGGAACCGCUCAACGUCAAGCAGCAGCUGCAGCAGCAGGCCAAGCUCGACGUGCGGACGCAGCCGGGCAGCGCCGAUGCCGAGACCCGGGCGAGGAACAAGACGGCGCCGCUGCUGGGCGAGGACCCCCUGCGCGGCCGCAUCGACCAUGCCGCCAAGCUGCGGCAGACGGCGCGCGACUUCCGCAGCGAUACCAUCACCGUGCCCACCGAUGAGAUGCUGCGCGCCAUGGUCGAGGCGAGCCGCGGCGACGACGUGUACGGCGAGGACGACACCACCAACAGCUUCCAGGCCGAGAUCGCCGCCCUGACGGGCAAGGAGUCGGCGCUCUACGUGCCGUCCGGCACCCUCUCGAACCAGCUCGGCCUGCGCACCCACCUGCUGCAGCCGCCCUACACGGUGCUGUGCGACACGCGCUCCCACAUCCACCGGUACGAGGCGGGCGGCCUGGCGUUCCACUCGGCCGCCUCGACCGAGCUGGUGACGCCCUCCAACGGCCACCACCUCCGCUGGGACGAAGACAUCCUGCCCAACCUCUCGCUCGACGACGACAUCCACUUUUCGCCCACCCGCAUCAUCUCGCUCGAGAACACGCUCAACGGAACCAUCUUUCCGCAGGACGAGAUCAUCAAGAUCUCGACCGAGGCGCGCAAGCUGGGCCUCAUCAUGCACCUCGACGGCGCGCGCAUCUGGAACGUGGCCGCCGAGACGGGCCUCAGCCUGCGCGAGCUGUGCGACCCCUUUGACUCGGUGUCGCUCUGCCUCAGCAAGGGCCUCAGCGCGCCUAUCGGCAGCAUCCUGGUGGGGCCGUCCAAGUUUAUCAAAAAGGCCCGCCACUUCCGCAAGCUGUUUGGCGCCGGCGUGAGGCAGGUCGGCCCGCUCGUCGCGGCGGCGCGCGUCGGCGUGCAGUCCGUCUACCCCAAGCUGGCGGCCACCCACGAGCUGGCCCGGUACGCCGGGCGCGAGCUCGAGAAGCUCGGCGUCCGGCUGACGGCGCCCGUCGAGACCAGCAUGGUCUUUAUGGACACGUCGCCGCUCGACAUCCCCAUCUCGGAGCUCCCCAUCAAGCUCGGCGGCGGAAGGAUGGUGUGCCACCACCAGAUCGACCCGGCCGCCGUCGACGACCUGCUCGCGCUCAUUGCCCAGAUGGCCGAGGAGAAGAGGAACGGCACCGGGCCCGCGGCCACGUCGGCGUCGGCGUCGGCGGGCGGCAAGAGCCUCUACGGCAACACGACGGGCGCCGGCGCCGGCGCUGCCACGGCGACGGACCGCGCCUCGGCGCAGAACGGCAAGGCGGCCAGCGACUCGUCGCGCAGCGUCUUCAACACGAUUGCCACCUCGUCGCACAACAACGGCUACCACGGCCUGAUGAAGCACAGCGUCUCGCUGGUGCUGCCCUUCCCCAGCCGCGACCUGGCCCAGGCGCUGGCCAGCACCAUCAGCGUCGACAAGGAGCUGCGGCCCAAGGACACGCGCAAGGAGUUUACCAUCCUGCCCGCCUCGCCCUCGGUCGACCAGCAGGAGCGCGUCGACCUGGGCGUCAAGAUCUUUGCCACCACGGUGCGCCAGCUUCGCCUCAGCGUCAAUGCCUUCCUCGAGGACGCCGCGCUCGUCUGCCGCACCAUGGCCGAGUUUGACCCGCUGCAGCGCCAGCUCGACGAGGCCAGGAAGCUCCAGCUCGACACCGAGCUCGAGCAGGGCAGCGUCGGCUUCGCCGGCUGA
Molecule: messenger RNA, 1797 nt
Organism: Pseudozyma flocculosa PF-1
Lineage: Eukaryota; Fungi; Basidiomycota; Ustilaginomycetes; Ustilaginales; Ustilaginaceae
Exons: 2
Coding region: 1-1797 (598 amino acids)
Biological process (GO): L-threonine catabolic process; glycine biosynthetic process
Cellular component (GO): cytosol
Molecular function (GO): L-allo-threonine aldolase activity
Source: RefSeq, a predicted model, not a curated record